AUAGCAGUACGUUAAAUGUCACCCAAACUGUAAAAGAACAGGCUGACAGAAUGAACUGGGACAAUCAGCUGAGCUCUAUUAUAUCUGCAGCUGAUGGCAGUGUUGCUAAAAUGCGGGAACGGCUUACCACACAUGGAAGGCUUUCCAGAGGAAGAGAAGAUGUGUAUCCGGUGAGAGAGAAGAGUCAUGCUGUGGGUCUGGAUCCACUUGUGCCCCCUCCUCUCCCCCAGGCAUCCUCCACUCUCAGCGGUGCUGUUCAGUGGGCAGAUCUGGCAGGCUUACAGGCCCAACUCCACAGCCAUAGCCAGACGAUUGAAUUCCUAACGCAGAGCUUGCUGACAGUGGAGAGAGAGAGAAAUGCUCAGCAAAGACAAAUACAGACAUUACAAGAUGAGAUGAGGAGGCUUGAGGAGAGGUUGGAGGACCGGGAGAGGCAGAGGGAGCGAGAGAGGGAGAGAGAGAAAGAAGGAGAGAAGGACUCGGGGGCGGAGAGACGGCUGGAGCAAUGGAAGAGAGAAGUGGGACGAGAGUUGAGCAGCCUCAGAGGCCACAUUGACAGGGCCACGUCGCUAGGCAACCAGGAGGAAAGUUUCAGCUCUAAACUGCGCAGAGAGGAGGUUGAACAGCUCAGGAGAGAGGUGGACCUGCUCAAAAGCAAGUUGAUGAGGCAAGAGGAGGAUAUGUACCAACAGCAGUCAGAGGCAAGAGAAACAAGGAGGCAGUAUGAACGCAGCUGCAAGACAUUGGAAACCCUCACAGAUUCCUACCGUACACACAGUUUUGAACUGGCCAGGAUUGUCUCCCAGUACCAGCACACACAGCAAGAUGUACGAGAGCUCCGACUUACAGUAUCUGAACUGAAGGAUGAAGUGAGAGGCCUGAUUCUGAGAGACAGACUCCCCACACCUGCAGAAGUGCUAUGCAAACCAACUCCUUCAGCAUCAGCAGUUGCUGUGGAGACGAGUCCCCUGAGACGAGUGUUGUCUGAUUCGGAAGAUGACUUUAGCCCCACCCCAAGCCUUGGGGAGGUUAGCUCAGACGACCUGGACACAUCCUGGCUUGGAGAAUCUGCCCCGAAACUAAGAAGCCAUAGACGAGAUGCACGCUUGAGUCUGUCAGGAAGUGACCUAAGCGAUGCCGGGAGUGGACUUGGGAGUGGACUUGAAAGUAACCAUGACGACAUAGGCGGUGAUCUGGGAGGAGUUUCAGACAGUCCUCCAGAGCUCAGUCUCAGUGACCUCUGACAUCAACACUGCGUUUACAGUUAGCAGUGCGCAUAUCUGGUCAGUUGCCUAAAGAACCGUACAUGUAAAAUAAAACUUAACCCUAUGAAAGUGGCUUGGAGAUCUGACUGACCAUUCGUUUGCUCUUACUCUUAACUUUUGAAUAUGGCGUCUGAGUGUAGCUGACAGUAUUUGUUAAAUGAAGCAUGUUUUCCACUCUGUGUAAUCGAUCUGCUCAGUGGUGAAAGCAUCUUUACGAGCCUCGUGAACACACUGAGCUCUUUUUGUACUCAAUCUCUCCAAACAGCUGUGCUAUGAAAGGGACCCGUUAGCCCAGCUACAGUGUUUGUCUUUUUAAAUUUAAAGGGAUCUAUUCCCGGAAUAUGUGGUCAUCAUGUUUAAGCCUAAUAAACUGGGAACUUGUAUUCUGA
Messenger RNA from Colossoma macropomum (tambaqui), 1654 nucleotides. RefSeq names its product RNA-binding protein 25. Lineage: Eukaryota; Metazoa; Chordata; Actinopteri; Characiformes; Serrasalmidae. The coding region runs from base 51 to 1244 and encodes 397 amino acids. The transcript has 12 exons. The record is from RefSeq and is a predicted model, not a curated record. Gene Ontology annotation, cellular component: mediator complex.